This is a messenger RNA of Penicillium olsonii, 669 nucleotides long. Lineage: Eukaryota; Fungi; Ascomycota; Eurotiomycetes; Eurotiales; Aspergillaceae. The record is from the annotation of a GenBank genome assembly.
AUGGCUCUACCAGCAAUGCGCCCGCUGGGCUGCUUACGGUCUCUGAUGAGGGCCUAUGAGCCUCUCCCUAUGAUCAACCGUCGGUUCAUCUCGACGGCCUAUUCCAAGAGGCCCGAAAAGCUGCCUCUUCCCGAGGACAUGCCUCCCCAAUUCCUCUCCCAGAUCCCUCUUCGCUUCCGUCCUGACCCUGACCGCCAGCCCCUCAAAAUCUAUCCUGCUCCUCCUUCCGCCCGCAAAGCAUGCAAAGAUCCCAUCGGAGCGGUCACCGAAUCCCAAUUAGCAGUCCUCGAUCCCAAGGGCGAGCGCAAAGCCAUGUUCGACUACCGACGCAACCCGCGCAGUGUCAAGCCCGGCGACAUCGUCCGAGUGACCUUCAAGAACGGCGAUCCAUUCAACGGAGUUGUGCUGAGCAUCAAGCUGCGCGGAAUUGAAACCUCCUUCCUUCUGCGAAACGAGCUCACCCGUGUCGCCGUCGAAAUGUCCGUUAAGGUCUUCAGCCCCAACGUCAACAGCGUGGAGAUCGUCCAGCGCUCCGAGAAGAAGCGCAGAAGGGCGAGAUUGUACUUCAUGAGAGACCGCAAGCACGAUCGCCGCAGCGUGGAGAACAUUGUGGCCAACUAUGUUCGCCAGAAGAAGGCCUUCUUGGGCGGUGGCAACCGACGACGUUGA